AUGGAUGACGAGGACCACCAUGAGAAUGUAUGGAAUAUGGACACGCAUGCACCACAUCGCUGUGAACUCAAAGACAAAGUAAAAAAGAGGAUUGAUGCAAAUAUGAAUUUGUCUUCUGCUGAAGUUAAGAGUCUCAACUCAACAGGUGUGGAACAAUUCGAAGCAAUGGAUUGGUGCAUUGAAGAUACUGUCUGCACAUUUAUAUUAUCAAAUGCAAAAUCUGGUUUGCAUUUUAUUACCGGGUUUUUUAUUCAUCCAUCCAUCCCAUUGUAA
This is a messenger RNA of Sphenostylis stenocarpa, 273 nucleotides long. The record is from the annotation of a GenBank genome assembly. Lineage: Eukaryota; Viridiplantae; Streptophyta; Magnoliopsida; Fabales; Fabaceae.